AGCACGGAAAAUGUUUUCUAUUUCUUAAUUAUGUACCCUAUGGAAAAAUCGAGGGCGCUGGGGUGCUUGGGUGGCGCUCGCUGUUUUCAGCUGACCUCUAUAUAACAGCUGAAUGCAACGUUUUAUGUUUUUCCACUAAAGCGUCUGGGUACGAGGCUGUGAUUAAACAAUAUAAACGGGUGGGCAUGGAUGGAUUUCACUACUAGUAUCUGGGUUCGAGGCUGGUCUAAUUAAAAUGGCGUUCUUAUUUAUCUAGUUAGCCACAUACGAAGAUAUUUUGCAUUGAUGAGUUUACAGACGGUGCCUUGUUGGAUGUAAAUUAGUCAACUUUUAUUAUGUUAAUGAACACCGCAGGGUGCAGCAAGGUCAACAACAAAUGCAUGUACACAUCGUUGCGCGCACACACUGACACAGGUCUCAGCGUUUUCUGAAGAUAAAUAAAGCAAAAGUAUGGGCGCUAAAAAAGAUCUUAAAGCCUUAUUUUUGCGCUUGGUUUUGGUUGUUGUGUACUGUCUGAUAGGUGCAGCAAUAUUCUAUGCCAUCGAACAUGAGGAUAUCGAUGACCACGAAGUAGAGAAAGAAGCAAGGAGGAAGGAGCAAUUGUACAAUGAGACGAAGAGAGAGAUUAUGCAGAAGUUUAAUAUUAGUGAGACAGAGUAUGAAUUACUGAAGACGAAGAUUAUACAAGCCAAUUCAAUGAAAUCAAACAAUCGAACGACUUCGGAGACGGAAUGGACGUUUACAAGGGGAAUAGAUUUAUGUUGGCAGACUAUUACUACAGUUGGUUAUGGCAACAAGACACCCUCAACGCUUGCAGGACAACUCUUCCUCAUCCCCUUUGCUCUGUUUGGAAUUCCUUUAACAGUACUUAUGUUGAACACGUUUGGUCAAAAUAUUUGUCAUUUCGUGUGCUUCAUUAUUCAAACUAUCGAGAAAAAGUUACUCGGAAGAAAGAAAGAAGAAGCAUGUAAAGUGAAAUCUCUUCUAGUAGUUUCUUUUCUGUCCAUCUCUUUGUUGUUUCUCAUGGCUGGUAUAAGUGUCCAUUUUGAAGGCUGGAGUUUUGGUCUAGGAUUAUACGUUUGGUUUGUUACAUUUACUACAGUUGGAUUUGGUGAUUUUAUUCCAGGACAAGAGCCUGGUGAGAGAGAUGGCGUCGCUGCCAUCCUAUACCGGCUUAUUUUUGUCGUAAUUGGUUUGAGUUUAAUAUCGACACUUUUCAAUGCAAUGGCGGACUGUGUUGAGGACAAAAGGAAAAAAGCGCAUUCAAAAUCCUGGUUUGCAUUCUUUGUUUCUGCAUUUGAUGCAAAGAAGGAAACAAAAAACGAAAUAGAAAUGGGUGUGUCUAAAGCACCCAGCACUAACACAACAUUAUAAAUUUGGUUGAAACAGGCGAAACGGUUUGUACAGCGCAUAAGCGAAUGUAUAGAUUUUUUAUUGUGUUACCUUCAUCUGCGAGUGAAAAUUAUGGUGGAAUAAGUUAAACAAUCAUCGAAGGCUCAAAGAGAGUGAAAGGAACAUGUAAAGAUUUGCUGCAGAUAUUCUGAAACGUGAUAGAUCCAACAUCAUGCAGCGCGUUGAAUGUUGAACGCACAUGCAGUAUAUAACGUUAAAGGCACCUGGUAUAAUGUUGUUAAAGGCACCUGCAUGGUAUAAUGCUGAAUGCACCACAUAUAACGUUAAAUGCUAACAGUAUGAAAUAUUAAAGGCACCUGGUAUAAUGUUGUUAAAGGCACCUGCAUGGUAUAAUGCUGAAUGCACCACAUAUAACGUUAAAUGCUAACAGUAUGAAGUUUUAAAGGCACCUGGUAUAAUGUUGUUAAAGGCACCUGCAUGGUAUAAUGCAGAACGCACCACAAAUAACGUUAAAUGCUAACAGUAUGAAAUAUUAAAGGCACCUGGUAUAAUGUUGAACGCACAGUAUAAUAUGUUAUAAUGUUGAACCCACAGUAUAAAAUAUUAAAGGCACCUGGUAUAAUGUUGUUAAAGGCACCUGCAUGGUAUAAUGCUGAGCGCACCACAUAUAACGUUAAAUGCUAACAGUAUAAAAUAUUAAAGGCACCUGGCAUAAUGCUGAACCAUUGACCGUAACUAAUACAAAUCCGUUGCAGUAGACAAAUCUAAGAAAAACUUUCGUUGAAUUUCUUUUUUCGAAAACUAAAUUCGCGUUAGAUUGGCCAAAACACUUUGCACUAUUGUAAAGGACGCUUACGAUUACUAAGUACUCUGCAUGACGGUAGAAUUUCGUUUUGCAUUUUCGCAAACCGGCAUCGUGUACUUCCAUACUGUUUCAAAUUCUGCCUGUUUUGUGUCAACGCAGGGUUUAAUAUUGUCUAAUAUUCUUCGUGAGUGUAUCUGAAUCUAAAAGCUAUCUGAUUCUAAAAGCGCUGUACCAAACCUACCAGCGAUCUCAUGUUGACUUAUUGUCCUAAAUUAUAUCAACUCCCGCGGUUUGUUUUUGCCAACAAUAUAUUCUCAAGCCAAACCACAUAGUUGGUUAAAAAUUGAAAACGUCUUAUCUUGGUUUUGGUAGCAUUUACCGACAUAUCAUGGCUUCUACUUUGGGGUCCUAGAAAACGAUGCCUCGUUUACAAUCUUGUGUAAAUAGUCCGGUUACUUUAAAUAAACUAGCAGUGUGAUCAUCCAACAGUCUAUUGCAAAAAGAAGAGGAAAACUGCAAAAUUAUAUAACAACUUAGGCAAGAAUACUUUGCGACAAAGUUAGUCAACACAUUUUGGGUUAGUUUUAUGAUGUCACGUAAUGCAGGGCCGAUGUAAUAAUUUAGUCCUCAGUCGAUAUAAACAAGCCAAUGCUGUUAAAUUACACGUUUCUCGUUUUAUAUAAUUAUCAAGUUUUUACUUUUAAACAUUCUAUACGAUAUUGCCCUGCCUUAUUACGCCAUUAUAUUAGCCUAUUAAAGGCUAAAACUGAUUGAAAAUUUUUCAUUCGUUGCGCCUUAUUCAAAAGGUGUGACCAAAAAUUUGUAGCAAUCAUUUUAACAGUUUGUCCUGGUGGUUGGUCUUCACUUUAUACCGCCCGUAGAUUUAAGAAAUAAAUAAUGAAGGUGAUAGAUAAUGAAUGAUGAAUGAAUAUUAUAGAUGAUAACAAGGUCAAUGUUUAUAUGACCCACAAAGAGAUAGUAACAUGCAGUGUUUCGGAAAGACACUUCCAAUGGACAAGUAACAGACUCCUGUAAGGUAAAAGAUCCUUGCAGGGGGUACAAUGAACAAUGGAAAACAAUGUGAGGAUUAAGUAGUAUCGACUGUAUCAUGUAAAAAAAAGCAAGCAGCAUCCAAAGAAACCGAUAAAUACGACUGUACAAUAAAUCAAUAAUACUUAAGAAUGUUUACCAAACAUAGAACGAUGGAUCAUGUUUGUCAAUCUACUGGCAUUUAGAGUUCACUUGCACACGUCUUACUCAUCGACUUAAUUCAAACGUCUUUUUAUAAAUCAUUCAUGAAUGCAUACUUCACGAUAGAUAACAAGCUGAGAUAAUUCGUUGCAAGAAGUCUUGAAGACCUCAUUUAAAUCAUUAAUAAUUAGAUAACAGCUUUGCGCUCCGCCAAUAGUGGUUACGUCAACUCGGCGUUGCCAACUGGCAAUGGCCUGCCUUUUUUUACAAAUCCAGUCGUAUAUAUUGGGCGCAACGAGACUGCGCCACUUGAGAAGACAUUCAACUUGUGAUAUUGCUUGCGACAGGUGUCGGUUGAAUACAUCUGCACGUUCAAAGAAACUAAUAAUAUUACCAUUCAUAACAUAAUCGUCUAUCUAACAUCGCCGAUGGAAACACAGACGAAACCUACCCCACGCAGACUCAUCUGAGAUAAUGGCAACGAAUACAGACUCUACUUUAUAUGACACUCGAACACUCGUAUUUCGAUU
This is a messenger RNA of Dendronephthya gigantea, 3879 nucleotides long. RefSeq names its product potassium channel subfamily K member 9-like. Gene Ontology annotation, biological process: potassium ion transmembrane transport; stabilization of membrane potential. Bases 451 to 1374 code for a protein of 307 amino acids. The record is from RefSeq and is a predicted model, not a curated record. Gene Ontology annotation, cellular component: membrane. Gene Ontology annotation, molecular function: potassium ion leak channel activity. The transcript is spliced from 3 exons. Lineage: Eukaryota; Metazoa; Cnidaria; Anthozoa; Malacalcyonacea; Nephtheidae.